Coniophora puteana RWD-64-598 SS2 is the source of this 2964-nucleotide messenger RNA. RefSeq lists its product as uncharacterized. Gene Ontology annotation, biological process: DNA-templated transcription; regulation of DNA-templated transcription. The record is from RefSeq and is a predicted model, not a curated record. Gene Ontology annotation, molecular function: zinc ion binding; DNA binding; DNA-binding transcription factor activity, RNA polymerase II-specific. Bases 33 to 2768 code for a protein of 911 amino acids. The transcript is spliced from 25 exons. Lineage: Eukaryota; Fungi; Basidiomycota; Agaricomycetes; Boletales; Coniophoraceae.
CAAGUAAAUCAACAUCUUCUCCCCCAACCAUCAUGGCCACUAACCAAUGGAAUGACUCUGAUCCCUCCGACGACGACGCCAACCAGGACUCGCAAACGGCUCGCAAACGAAGCAGCAGAGCCUGCGAUCAAUGCAGGAAGACGAAGAGCAAGUGUGAACCGUCCCCGUCCUCAUCUGGCCUUUGUAAGAGCUGUGCACUUGGAGGAACAGCUUGCACAUUCCUUGGACCAAGCUACAAACGCGGUCCCCCCAAAGGAUACAUCCAAGCCAUAGAGCAAAGAUGGCAUCAAGUCGAGUCACUGUUGGGUGCCGUGCUAGCAAGUCCAGAUGGUCGAGUGCAGGAUAUUCUCAGCGAACUGAGGCAGGAUGAUUUGGCAAGAGAGAUUCUUAAUAGGGUUGAUGCAGGUCCAUUCGGGCCAACCGGCAGGCUCGCGAACCCAGCUGGCGCCACCAAAGAAGAUUUCUUUGCGUCUAUUUUUCGAAGUAAUGAAGCUUCUGCUCGUGACAGCGCCCGCUCCCGCCGACAGUCGCGUAUAUCGAGAGAAAUGGUUUCUUCAUCCAGAGACAACACGUUGUCGACAAUGCCAACCCCUGAAUGGCAAGACAGUUUGUCCACUCGCGUGCUCGGUUCGGAUAGAAGGGGUCAACAGGUCUUUCCUGGUAGGCACCGCUCCCAGGACUUCAGCGGAGAAGUCCCAGCAACCCAAAGGCGCCGCUAUGAGGAUUCAUCGUCCACCGAUCACUCGACGCUGCCGGAUUGGGGCGAAAUGUACACCAUGGAUCCUUUAUCCGAUGCUGGAGGAGAUGAUGGCGCAGAUCCGAGUGACAUGGUUGGACAACUAUCUUUAGAUGAAAAUCAAGAAGUGCGGUUUCAUGGUAAAGCUAGUGGCCUGCAUCUGCUUAGUAUAAGCGAUCGCAUGGACGGGAGAAACGAUGGUGGUAUAUGGCGCCUUCCAAUGAUGCGGUUUUGGCCUUCCAAUAAGCCAAGGCCUCCACGGCCUGAGCCCACUUCACCUGACAUUGCGUCUUCCAUAAAGUUGCCUCCCACUGAAGUUCAAGAUCGCCUGAUUGGACAGUACUUCGCUUUUGUCCAUCCUGUAUUUCCCGUGAUUCACAAGCGUCAAUUCCUACGGGAGUACAAUAGAAUUAAACAAAGCAGCCACCCUUGUACACCAGAGGCGUUCAGGGAGUCACCUUCUUCAUUAAGAAGCGAGUCCUCCCAGGCAGUGACGAAACUUUUGCUUCUAUCAAUCUUUGCCAUGGCGGACCAGUACUCAGAUGACAAUGGAUCACAUUUGCCCGAGAAGCCGUGGGAGUCCGAUCGAAGCUAUCAUAUUGCGGCACGAGAUUUGGUUGCUACGUUAAUUCACAGCAGUAGGACGUCUACCUGUCAAUCAUUGUUGCUCCUUGGAUUACGGGAGUUUGCUUCAGGGUCGCUGGAGCAAGGAUGGUUGUACCUCGGAAUGGCCAUGAGGAUGGCUCAUGAUCUAGGUCUCAAUCGAGCCUCCGAUAGCUGGCAGGUUAGCGGAAUCAAUAUUUUCACUCCAGAGGAGAAUCAGGCUCGUAAACAAAUAUGGUGGGCAUGUAUCAUGGCUGACAAAUAUGGCUCCGUCUAUAUGGGCCGUCCCGUGUGUAUUCGAGAAAACGAUUUCGAUACGCUUUUACCAGAGGUGGACGAGGGCGAUGAUUCGAUUGAGAAUGAACAUCAGCUUGAAGUAGGCUGGCGUUCACCUCCGACAUCAGUAGUCAUGAGUUGCAUUCAGGCAGAAGCAUCACUAUCGGUUAUCAUCGGCGCUGUCGUUGACCUCGUGUAUCCGGUUCGAUUCACAUCGCGUACCCCUCGGCAACACGUGUUGAAGUCAUUAGAGAGUCGCCUCGACCAUUGGUACAUGUCACUCGCUGACAAUCUUAGAUACGACCCCUCAAGCAAAAGGAACAUGCCUGCCUGGCCUGUAUUGUAUCUUCACAUAGGUUACUGGUGGACUGUACUGCUAUUGCAUAGAGCCUUCCUUCCAAACUGGAAAAUGUCCGACGGCAUUUUCCGCAACCCAUCGGUUGGAUCCGAUACAGGGCCGUUAAAAGCCUUCGACUUAUGCCAGCGCGCUGCGACGUAUAUCAGCACUAUAGCCACCACUUGUCACGAAAAUUUCGAUCUCAAGAAUGGAUCUCCUUUCCUUACCCCCCAUCUCUUAGCUGCAGGCAUUAUGCAUAUCGUUACUUUGACUUUACGUCCUUCAAAUGUCCAGGCCUAUAUAGGCUUGCAACAAGUACUGACCGGUCUUCGACAUCUUCAAAACACCUGGCCAAGUGCCGCCCGAGCAUGGGACUUACUCCACGGCGCAAAGGUUCAUUUUGAUGGAAAUCUGUCGAACUUCACACCCGGUACCGAACGCUCCAAAAGGCCUGCAGCUGACGCCUUCGGCAACGAGAAAAGUUCAGACUUCCUUCAGCGGGAGGCAUUUGGAGAUUCGGAACGGAAAGCCCCCAUCCAAGAGGGGCCUAACGGUAUCCAAGACAUCAGCACACGUAUGAUGGCUCACAUGCUAGGGCUUGACAUUCCUGGGAUUGAACCUUCGACGUCAUACUAUCCUGGAUACGAGUGGUGGCCGAGGAACGAUGUAGCAUCUAAUCAGCCUUUCGUUGGUUCUCCUGGCCCUGCCCAGAUGAAUCAAAUGAGCCAGGGCUCCAUUGCCAGCUUCCAACCUCCUGGUUCUCAUAACUGGAACUUGGAUACUAACUUUCCUUACACAUACACGGGUGUCUUAUAAAAUCCGUGUGUAGUUUUGCGCGUCUCUAUCAUGUAGCAUUGUUCUAUCUUUUUGGCAGGUUUUUGAGUGUGAACGCGGCUGCAUGGGCGCUUUCCGGCGCUUUCCGGCGCUUCCCACUUGGUGGUUUAAUGUAAUACGACCUAAUUUAGAGUUCUUGUGUACCCCUUAUUAUGCUUAUGUAACUUGUUGUGGACCC